ACCCCCCACGUGCCCCCCUUACCCCCCCCUCCCCAGCUCCCCGCUGUCACAGCCAAGGUGCCCUUGGCCGGAGCACGUCCCGGGAGUCUGGGGGAGGGGGAGAAGUUGGGACCGGGGUCGCCCAGCCCGGCAGGGGAGGGGGGCAGAGGCUCCGGGAGGCUCAUGAAUAUUCAUCCGUGCUGGGAGCCGGCGCGGGCCAGGUGCCACUGGCUCCCUUCCCUUCGGAGCCGCCAGGUGAGGGCCGCGGGCUCACGGCAGGCGGGGACCCAGCCGGGCAUCCCCAUUCUCCGCGGCUCCGUCCCGGCCGGGCAAGGUCACUGAGAUGCCUUCUCUGAGGAAACCCUGGCACUCCAUGGCAAAGGCGCUCAUCCUGGGAUGCCUCUUCACUGGCUUCCUCCUGCUCUUCUACGCCUAUGUGGCCCCCCUGCAAGUCAGCAUGGCUGAGCCCCCGGACGAAAGCUCCUGCUCCCCGCCGGCGCCGCCCCUCAACAGCAGCCCCGGGGGCCCGUGCCGGCCCAAGACGGACAUCGUGUUCAUGAAGACGCACAAGACGGCCAGCAGCACGCUGCUCAACAUCCUGUUCCGCUUCGGCCAGAAGCACCGGCUCAAGUUCGCCUUCCCCAGCGGCUACAACGACUUCAACUACCCGUCCUUCUUCAAGCGCAGCCUGGUGCACAACUACCAGCCCGGCGACUGCUUCAACAUCAUCUGCAACCACAUGCGCUUCCGCUACCCGGAGGUGCGCGGCCUGGUGGCGCCCGACGCCGCCUUCAUCACGGUGCUGCGCGACCCCGCGCGCCUCUUCGAGUCCUCCUUCCACUACUUCGGGACGGUGGUGCCCUUCACGUGGCGCCUCACGGGCCGCGACAAGCUGGCCAAGUUCCUGCAGGACCCCGGCCGCUACUACAACCCCCGGGGCUUCAACGCGCACUACCUGCGCAACCUGCUCUUCUUCGACCUGGGCUACGACAGCGGCCUGGACCCGCGCAGCCCGCAGGUGGCCGAGCACAUCCGCGAGGUGGAGCAGCGCUUCCACCUGGUCAUGCUGCAGGAGUACUUCGACGAGUCGCUGGUGCUGCUCAAGGAGCUGCUGUGCUGGGAGCUCGAGGACAUCGUGUACUUCAAGCUCAACGCGCGCCGCGCCUCGGCCGUGCCGCGGCUCAGCGGCGAGCUCUACCGGCGCGCCACCGCCUGGAACCAGCUGGACGCGCUGCUCUACCGCCACUUCAACGCCAGCUUCUGGCGCAAGGUGGAGGCCUUCGGGCGCGAGCGCAUGGCCCGCGAGGUGGCCUCCCUGCGGCGCGAGAACGAGCGCAUGCGCAGCAUCUGCAUCGACGGCGGCCGGGCCGUGGCCGCCGAGGCCAUCCAGGAGGCGUCCAUGCAGCCCUGGCAGCCGCUGGGCACCAAGACCAUCCUGGGCUACAACCUCAAGAAGCGCAUCAGCCGGCGGCACCAGCAGCUGUGCCGCAAGAUGCUCACCCCCGAGAUCCAGUACCUCAUCGACCUGGGCGUCAACCUCUGGGUGGUGCGGCUGCUGAAGUACGUGCGCGAGUUCCUCCGCUGGUGACGCGGCCGCCCCUCGCCGCCCCCCCCCCCCCGGGGC
This is a messenger RNA of Sarcophilus harrisii (Tasmanian devil), 1603 nucleotides long. It is a transcript of the gene GAL3ST1, whose product is annotated as galactose-3-O-sulfotransferase 1. Gene Ontology annotation, molecular function: galactosylceramide sulfotransferase activity. The coding region runs from base 323 to 1567 and encodes 414 amino acids. Lineage: Eukaryota; Metazoa; Chordata; Mammalia; Dasyuromorphia; Dasyuridae. The record is from RefSeq and is a predicted model, not a curated record. Gene Ontology annotation, biological process: myelination; galactosylceramide biosynthetic process. Gene Ontology annotation, cellular component: membrane. The transcript is spliced from 3 exons.